Messenger RNA from Cladophialophora psammophila CBS 110553, 1029 nucleotides. RefSeq lists its product as uncharacterized. The record is from RefSeq and is a predicted model, not a curated record. The transcript has a single exon. Bases 1 to 1029 code for a protein of 342 amino acids. Lineage: Eukaryota; Fungi; Ascomycota; Eurotiomycetes; Chaetothyriales; Herpotrichiellaceae.
AUGCCUUCUCGCAUAGACAGCGAGGAGCACAAUCCGCAAAACGACGACAGCAGUGGAUCUAUGCUUGCCAAACUUAGUCAGCCUCAGUUUGACCCCGUCGACUUUAUGAACGACUCGCUACCCAACCUAAAUCUGUCAUCCCAGACCCAGAUCUCAAAAUCAGGCCGGUCGACGCAGAUUCAAAGUGCCUCUACCGACUCACUUGCGCUGCUCGCAUCUCUCAACACGAUCAGUAUUCGCUCCUCCGCGGAAUUGACAUCCUUAACGGACGAGAUCAUCCGCAGUGGGAACCGGCUUGCCUAUGAAGUAGAAGUCCUUCGUGGUGAUGUGAACGGAUUCCACGACCUGCUGACCGAGUCGUUGCGAGAUGAUAUCAGUCAGUUUGUCAAGAACGAGGUGUCUGGCAACGAGCCACCAGUCUUGAGCCCGGAGGCUGACGGUGAUGACACUUUGCAAAAUGCGGGAUCGGAGAAGGAGCCGGACUUCAUGACUCGACUGCGGCUGCUAGGCAAGGUUAAAGCACGUCUGGAGUCUGUGAUCACGAUUUUUGGAGAAGCAAUGAAAUGGCCGAUACCACCCUCGGAGUUGUCCAUGGCUUCAUCUCUCAUCUCAGUCUCUUCACCUGAACUGGGAAUACAGAGUACAGCAGAAGAUGACGAGGCACGCGAGGUAUUGAAAGGUAUUCGGGCGGAAAUCGACGAUCUACUGGGACCAGAGUCGGACGGCUAUGCCGGUCUGGAGGCAGCGUUUCAAAGAAUAGAAGAAUACAGGCAGUUGGCAAUACUUUGGAAGGGCACGGGCGAAGAAAAGACCAGACUGAAGUUCGUCGAUUCGUUGGCUAAACUGGUGGAAGACAGGAAAAAGACGCUGGAUGCACAAGGGAGGGCUCGGAAUGCUAAAAUGGCUAGUUCUGCACGACCAAGCUCCGCCGUGGGCAGAAAUCCGAGAAGCUCAACUGAAGGAAGCGGCGGUGCGGCUGGACUGUUCCGGAACCUGCAACGCUUGAAAGAUGAUUUGUAUCUCGAAUGA